Messenger RNA from Priapulus caudatus, 1710 nucleotides. Its product is annotated as fibulin-1-like. The transcript has 10 exons. Gene Ontology annotation, molecular function: calcium ion binding. Bases 397 to 1710 code for a protein of 437 amino acids. The record is from RefSeq and is a predicted model, not a curated record. NCBI's taxonomy places the organism in Eukaryota, Metazoa, Priapulida, Priapulimorpha, Priapulimorphida, Priapulidae.
CCACGUUAUACUUUUAGCAAGAAUUUGUACGAGGCGCAAGAAGGCGCAAGUGUUAACCGCUUUCGAACGCUAACCGUUGUUGGCAUCUACGCAGUAACGUGAAUAUUGCGGGACUGCACGCACGCACACGCGUGCACGACUUUCGUCUGCGCUGCCGUGCGCGUUAGAUUACCAGACGGCGUCGUCAGUGUUUGCGCGGGGCUGGGCGGUGUGUCAAAGCGACUGCAUAACACUUGGAGAUAUAGACGGUUGAGCUUACGCGUCGGACUCAGAGACGGAUCGAGAGAAGACGCGAGCGAGAGCGAGAGAGAGAGAGAGAGAGAGAGAAAAGGAGAGAGGUGUCUGUGAGAGAGGAGGAUACAGACUGUGCACGUGAAAGACAGACAGAAGGAAAACAUGUAUCUACAUAGGAUUUUACUGAUGUUGGUCGUCGCUUCCGGAGUAUUCGGGGCGUUCGAUGUAGAAAUGCUUGAUAACUGCUGCUUGCUUGGCAACCAGUACUACAGCCAGAAACAGGAAUGCGACGGGCUCGCCAGUACCCCCAUGACUGGAGUUCAGCCGAAGCAUCACCCUACCUGCGACUUGAUGCGAGGCCUCUGCUGCCGCCGCAGCAUACAGAUGCGCAUGUGUGACUCAGGCCUCCAGGUGGCGCUCAACGGGCGUGAGUGUCCGCUAGAGACAGCUGAGCUCGGAGCAAUAAUGUACAAGGAAUGCUGUGAUUGCUGCAAGCUAGGUGCGAUCGCGGCAGGGAUGCGGAUGAAUUGCACGCCUCCGAUCCUAAGCAGCGUCUGUGAAAAUGUCUACGAGAACUGCUGCCUACAUUUAACAAAUCAUACAGUGCCGGUGGCGGAUGGCGGCGAGGGAGAUAGAUGCGGGUCCUCUAAUCCAUGCGCACACACGUGCCGCAACGUCGGGGAUGCGAUACAGUGCAGCUGCGAGGCUGGAUACAAGUUGGCCCAGGAUGGCUUCAGUUGCAUAGACGUUGACGAAUGCGAGGAGGAGAUUCACAUCUGUGAUCUUGACGCGGAGGUCUGCGUCAACACGGUGGGCGCGUAUGACUGCAGGGUCGUCGGUGGCGGGCGGGCCUGCGAGGUGGGAUACGCUUUUAGUCUGCACAGCAACCGCUGCGAAGACGUGGACGAGUGCGCUCUCGGCACGUACACGUGUGAAGCACAAGAGAUGUGUGUGAACACCCCCGGCGGACAUGUCUGCACCGACCGCGACUUCUGUCCGGAAGGUUUUCGCUACAUCAGCGGACUGCAGUUCGAAAGCGGCCAGUGCAGAGAUAUCGACGAGUGCUUGGAGGGUCGGGACGAGUGUGAUCGUCUGACACAGCGAUGCUUCAACUUUCCGGGCAGCUACCAGUGUCACAGCAUCUCCGAGUCGACCUGCCAUCCCGGCUACACCUACAGCCCGCAGCACAGGAUCUGUAUCGACGUGGACGAGUGCGAGGAAGGUCUGCAUCGUUGCAACAUGGUCACGCAGAAGUGCGUCAACACGCUAGGCGGCUUCGACUGCGUGUCCCGCACACCACCGGAGCCGUCAGACGGAGGCUGCGGCAGCGGAUACGUCUACAGUCCCAUCACGGAGAGCUGCGUCGAUCUGGACGAAUGUGUAGAGGCGGCUCACCGCUGUGAGGAGAAACCCGUCUGCACAGAACACAAUCGGGCGGCUCUACAGAUGCGUUUGCCCGUGCAGGCUGCCGCCUGA